CUGGGGUGAAUGACGUGCUUGUAGGGCUGCUGGAUAAACGGCAAACCCAGAUAAGACCGUAUGGAACAGACUUCCUUUGAAAGAGUCGGGAGGAAUGGGGACCCUAAGCGUAAAUAGCGGAAUUGACGCUGGAAGCAUAGAUUUAUAAGAAGCCAACAUACCCGUGGUGGUGGAGGGCUAAAUCGAUCUCUCUCCCAUCCAGCCAAGCCCGGCCCGACUAAAAGCAACCGACAGUCACAGCUCCCAGAACGGAAACAUGUCGACCACCGUAACUGAAAACGUGAUCACAUUACCUCAACAGGUGUCUGUGUCCACCAGCGAUGCUCAGCCGUACGACUAUGCCAACCUCAAGCCAUAUGUGCACCCGGCCGAGACCAAGGAGCAGCUGCCGUGGUCCGAGCUGGUGACCCUCGACUUGUCCGACUUCAACCAGCCGGGCGGCAAGGAGCGGCUGGCCAAGCAGCUGGAGCACGCGGUGCACCACGUCGGCUUCUUCUACGUCAAGAACUUCGGCCUGUCGCAGGAGGAGGUGGACCGUCAGUUCACGCUGGCGCGCAACGCCUUCGACCUCCCCACCGAGGAGAAGGAAAAGUACAUCGCCGACUUCGCCAACGGCGCCUACAACGGCUACCGGCGCCCCGGGCAGUACGCGGUCGGCACGGUCCCGGACAACAUCGAGGUGUACAACUUUGCUAAGUUCACCGACGACUUCAAGCACCAGGAGGAGCACCUGCCGGACGUGCUCAAGGCGCAUCUGCCCGAGAUCGCGGCCUUCCACCGGGCGCUGCACGCCAACGUGGUGCUGCCACUGCUGCGCCUGUUCGCCAUCGUGCUGCAGCUGCCGGACGACGAGUACCUGGCCAAGCAGCACACAUACGAGAAGCACAGCGAGGACCACAUGCGCUACAUGCUCUACCGCAAGCGCACCGCCGAGGAGCACGCCGCCAGCAACCAACAGCUGACCCCCGGCCACACUGACCUGGGCACACUGACCCUGCUCUUCCGCCAGCCCGUCAUCGGCCUGCAGAUCCUCGGUGAGGACGGCAAGUGGACCUACGUCUCGUCCCAGCCCGGCACCAUCACCGUCAACCUAGCUGACACCAUCUCCCACCUGACGGGCGGCUACCUCAAGAGCUCCGUCCACCGUGUCGUCGCCCCACCGGCCGACCAGAUCCAGUACGACCGCCAGGGCAUCGUCUACUUCGCCCGUCCCCAUAGCGACCUCAUCCUCAACCCCAUCCUCGACUCGCCCGUCCUGCAAGCCGCCGGCGUCAAGCCCCGCUUCACCCGGCCCGUCUCCAUGGCCGAAUGGGUCAAAGCUAAGCAGGCGCUGCAGCUGAACCCAGACCUCCGCAAAAAGAAGUAUGAGGAGUCGGGCGACGGCACCGUCGAGGUCCUUGAAGGCUUCCGCGAUCGCAAUUAUGACUGAUCUGUCUCGACUUGGGGAUCUCUAGAAUUAUAAAUGAAAUAUUUCAUUUUUGAACGAUUAAUUCUUUUAGAGGGCAUUUGCGUUCGUCAUCCAAGCACUGUAGAAAGCAUGCCAGUAAGCCAGCCAACUAGCCAGCGUCUUGACAAGAGCUACUGUGACAAACAUCGGCUGUAAAACGACAAUUGACAUAGAUUGCUCAG
Molecule: messenger RNA, 1629 nt
Organism: Mytilinidion resinicola
Lineage: Eukaryota; Fungi; Ascomycota; Dothideomycetes; Mytilinidiales; Mytilinidiaceae
Product: putative oxidoreductase
Exons: 1
Coding region: 257-1429 (390 amino acids)
Molecular function (GO): dioxygenase activity
Source: RefSeq, a predicted model, not a curated record